AGCCAUCCAUCCACCGAAAGACGACAUGGCUAUGGUGUACUAGAAUAACAUGGCGCGAAACGUUUACGUGCGUGUGAUUCGCAGCGUGCUGUGAACCAUAGAACAUUUACAAAUUGACGCGUGUCAUAUAGAGCACCAUCGUAAGGUGGAUCAUCUUCAACAUGGAUAUUCGAAAGUUCUUCACUCCUACAAGUUCUUUCGCAAAGAAGCCAAGCAACGAGGAGCCCAAAAAGAGUGUUGUUGCAGCUCCCACCAAGGGAAAGUCGAAGCAAGCCAAGGCUGCAAAAGAACCCAAGCAGACCAAGCCAGCCAAAGACAAGGAGACAAAGAGAUCUCCGGCGCGGAAUUUCAAGAGCUCUAAAAAUGAAGAGGAGGAAGUGGCCCCCAAGAAAACGGAGGCAAAGAAGCAGCGUAGCCGAAUUAUAGUGCACGAUUCAGAUACCGACGAAGAGGAUCCCCUUCCGAAAAAGGCAAGAAAACAACAGAGAAGUUCCACUGUUUUGGUCAGCGACAGUGACGAUGACUCGGAUCCGCCCAAAGAUCCGAAGCCAACAGUAUCCAAGUCGCCCACGCCUCCUGCCCGAGUGUCGCCGAGAAAGAAGCCAAAAACGAAUGGUUCUGAUCCUCCGGCAAAGAAGCUGGUGCCCGUGACUGCUGAGGACUUCUUUGGUUCCACUCCUAAACCCAAGUUGUCGCUCUCCAAGAAGCUUGCACAGGCAAAAGAGGUGUCCAAAGCAAAGGAAGCACACCACGAUGAGGACUUUGAAAAGACACUCGAGAGACUGGACGAGCGAGAAGAGAAAGCGUGUCCCCCGCUACGCUCAAGUCCACGCAAGACUGCUAGUGUGGCGACAAAGCAGGAUGCCACGGAAACGACACCUAAAGUGGUAUCACCAAACAAAGGAAAGAAGGCAACCACCAGACCACCAAUGGAGGACAAAAUCAGUACCAGAAAGACCCCAGAGAAGGAAAAACUCAAAGAGCCAGAGCCUCCACGUGUUUCCUCGCCUGUGGUGAUGUUGGAAAGGAUAGCAGAGCCCACGAAGAAGGCACCAAAGAAGGAGGAAAAGCCAUCAGCUGUGCAGCCAGCAGAGGCAAAGAAAGAAGUGAGUCCUGCUGUGAGGAGGGGCAAUUCAGCCGGCUACAGAAGCUACUUAGACAGGGAGGGCCCCAGGCUGCUGGGAACAAGGGACAUCCCAGAGGGAUCGCCCGGGUGCCUGAAGGGGGUGACUCUGGUGAUCACGGGAGUGCUGGAGUGCAUAGAGCGAGACGACACGAGGGCGCUGCUGGAGAGGUGCGGUGCCAAGGUCACCCAGAGCGUGAGCCGCAACACCACAUACCUUGUGGCGGGCAGGGACUCCGGCCCGGCCAAGUUACGCAAGGCAGAGGAGUGCAAAGUGAAGAUCCUGGACGAGGAUGGCUUUUUUGAGCUCAUCGAGAGUCGCUCCGGUGGCGGGAGUUCCACAAAGAAAGGAGGGGGGACGGAACCGGAAGGUGCGUUGCCAGCCGAGGCCGCGCCGGAACAAGGAGCGCCGUCGAAGAAAAGGAAAGCCGAAGCUGACGACGAACCUGCCGAGAUGAAGAUUCCCAGGGUUUCCGUUUCUCCUCCCGAGAAAGCGGACGUCGACGUCGCAGCUCCCUCGACGUCCAAAGCGUCGCCGUCAAGGCUGCCUUCUGCGGGGCAGAUGUGGGUGGACCGGUACCGCCCCCAGACGACCAAGCAGAUCAUUGGGCAGCAGGGGGACAAGAGCAACUGCCACAAGCUCAGGCUGUGGCUGCAGAACUGGCACAAGAGCAGGGCGGGACCUAAGAGGCCCCCACCCAAGUGGGGAGGUGGAGGGGGAGACGGCUCUGCAUUCAAGGCUGCCCUGCUCUCUGGUGCUCCCGGAGUUGGCAAGACCACCACUGCCAACCUGGUUGCUCGGGAGGCCGGCUUCAGCGUGCUGGAGCUGAAUGCUUCGGACACGAGGUCCAAGAAGAGUCUGAAGCAGGAGGUGGCUGAGCUGCUGGGCAACCAGACGCUCACAGGUGAAGGCCUCUCCUCCAAGCACAUGCUCAUCAUGGAUGAAGUGGAUGGCAUGGCUGGCAACCAGGACAGGGGAGGUGUCCAGGAGCUGAUAGCGCUGAUCAAGAGCACCCGCAUCCCCAUUGUGUGCAUCUGCAAUGACCGAUCCCACCCCAAGAUGCGCUCCCUGGUGAACUACUGCUUCGACCUGCGAUUCUACAGGCCGCAAAUCAAGCAGAUACAGGCAGCCAUGAUGUCCAUCGCGUGCAAGGAAGGGCUGUCUGUUACUCCUGCUGUAGUGCAAGAGAUCAUCAUGGCUUCCAAUCAGGAUGUUCGGCAGGUGCUGCACAACCUUUCACUCUGGACUGCUCGCACAAAGGGGAUCAGCAGUGAGCAAGUCAAGGCUGAUACCGGGAAGGGCACAAAGGACAUCAGGCUGGGUCCCUUUGAUGUGGUACGCAAGAUCUUGUCCUCGGCAGAGGGCGGCCAAUCGCUCUCCUUGGGGGAAAAGUCGGCGCUCUUCUUCCACGACUACUCCAUGGUGCCCAUGUUUGUGCAAGACAACUACAUUCACGUCCAGCCAUUGGCAGCCCAGGGCGACAAAAAGCGUCACCUUCGCCUCCUGGUGGAGGCAUCGGAGAGCAUCUGCCAGGGGGACCUGAUAGAGCGGCAGAUCAGGUCGUGCGGCUCCUGGUCCCUGCUGCCCAUGCAGGCCUUCUUCUCCAGUGUCAUUCCCGGGGAGCUGAUGAGGGGUCAGCUGCGCGAGAUGGUCAGCUUCCCAGCCUGGUUUGGCAAGAACUCCUCCCUGGGCAAGAGGCAGCGCCUGCUCCAGGAACUGUACAUGCACAUGCACACCAGGGUUUCGGCGAACCGAACGCAGCUGCACAUGGACUACCUGAGCCCCCUGCUGCAUUCCCUGACCCAGCCCCUGAUAGCCAAGGGCGCCGAUGGCGUGCCGAGCACCCUCGGCCUCAUGGGUCACUACUUCCUCCAGAGGGCCGACCUGGACACCGUGGCCGAACUCUCCCUCUGGCCGGGCAUGAAGGACCCCUGGUCUCGGGUGGACUCCAAGGUGAAAGCUGCACUGACGAGGGCCCUCAACAAGGAAGGCUUCAUGACCCCCUAUGCUACCGAUGACAUGGUCAAGAAGAAGGGGAAGAGGGGGUCGUCCAAAACAGCUAAAGGGACUGCAGAGCCGGAGGAAGAAGACAACUAUGCGGAAGAGGAGGAUCCCGACCCGACUCUUGUGGAUUAUGACUAGAAAUGUUGCGAACCACCAGUGCUUGCUCGUUACUCUUGAGGUGGUUGUAGCUGAAAUUGUGUCAUAAGGACUGUCCUUCUGAUUUUCUGUUUUAUUUGCAUCCUUUGUUUGUAUAAAAUGAAGGUAAUAGCGAAAUCCUUGUGUGGAAAGCGAACUGAACAAACACCAACUUGCAUUUAUUAGUGAGAACUGUAUGUUCACACAUGUGACUGCAUUUAUUUUUUGUUAUUUCAUUGUUGAGUAUGUUGAUUGAAGAAUGAUGGCUAAUUGAAACAAAUGAGGUUGACAAAUUUCUUAAUUUAUGUUCAAGCUCAGUUUUCUUUUGUAUUUUAAGACACCUACCAAAACAAUGAUACCACAAUAA
Molecule: messenger RNA, 3630 nt
Organism: Ixodes scapularis (black-legged tick)
Lineage: Eukaryota; Metazoa; Arthropoda; Arachnida; Ixodida; Ixodidae
Gene: Gnf1
Product: replication factor C subunit 1
Exons: 23
Coding region: 162-3266 (1034 amino acids)
Biological process (GO): DNA repair; DNA replication
Cellular component (GO): DNA replication factor C complex; nucleus
Molecular function (GO): DNA binding; ATP binding; DNA clamp loader activity
Source: RefSeq, a predicted model, not a curated record